Molecule: messenger RNA, 1380 nt
Organism: Arthroderma uncinatum
Lineage: Eukaryota; Fungi; Ascomycota; Eurotiomycetes; Onygenales; Arthrodermataceae
Product: glutamine synthetase
Exons: 6
Coding region: 1-1380 (459 amino acids)
Molecular function (GO): glutamine synthetase activity
Source: RefSeq, a predicted model, not a curated record
AUGGCCGCUGGCACGGUAUCCCUCGAUAGCCUCGAGAAAGUGCUCGCCGAUGACACCGAGGUCAAGGUCGCCGGCUUCGAUGCCGACGGCAUGCUUCGUGGGAAGCUUGUCUCCAAGAAAAAGUUCCUCUCGAUAGCCAAAGACGGCUUCGGAUUCUGCUCCGUCAUCUUUGGAUGGGAUAUGCACGACCAGACAUACUUCAAGGAACUGGCCAUCAGCAAUAAGGAGAAUGGAUAUAGAGAUUUGGUCGCGAUCCCAGAUAUGAGCAGUUUUCGGAGGAUACCGUGGGAGGACGAUGUGCCGUUCUUCCUGGUCAGCUUCUUCGACCCCGAGACUAAAAAACCCAUUUCAGCUUGCCCGCGCGGAUUGCUAAGAGCUGCCACUGCUGGACUGGAGAAGAAGGGGUAUAAAGCCAUGGCCGGAGCGGAAUUCGAGUUCUACCAGUACCGUGCACCAGCGACAAGUGAUUCUCUAGAACGCAAUUCUACAGGCACAGCCCGGUUCCUCAAGGAGAACCAGGUUACGGACUUGCAGCCGCUGACAGAGGAAUUUCAAUGCGACGUUGAAAGCUGGCAUACAGAGAGCGGCCCUGGCGUUUUCGAAGCGGCACUGCAAUUCGGAGAAGUGAAGGGAAUGGCCGAUCGAGGUGGUUUAUUCAAAUACGUUGUCAAAUCAGUCGGAUCAAAGUACGGGAUCACGCCCGUCUUCAUGGCCAAGCCCCGCCAUGGUCUCCCUGGAAAUAGCGGCCAUAUGCACGUCUCCCUCGUCGACGAAUCGGGCGCAAACCUGUUCGUCCGCGACUCGCCCGACCCUUCUUCGCCAUAUCCAGAUAUCGCGUACAUCUCCGACCUCGGACGACAUUUCCUCGCCGGAAUCUUGGUUGGACUACCAGAUAUCAUGCCUAUACUUGCCCCAACCAUAAACUCGUAUAAGCGACUGGUAGAGAAUUUCUGGGCUCCCGUAACAGUCUCGUGGGGUCUCGAACACCGCGCUGCUUCCAUCAGGGUCAUCUCGCCGCCAACCUGCAGCGGCAAAGGGACCAGGUUUGAAAUCCGUGUGCCUGGUGCCGACGUUAAUUCGCACUACGUGCUGGCCGCCAUUGUCGCGCUUGGGUGGCGUGGUGUGGAGAAGAAGCUUGAUAUUCCCAUUCCACCACUACCCAAGGGCGAGGAUGUUGGCGGUAAUACCGACAAGGGUGAACGCCUGGCGAAGAACCUGAAGGAAGCCGUUGUCCGAUUCACGGCCAAAGAGAGUGUUGCGAGAGAGGCAUUCGGCGACGAGUUUGUGGAUCAUUUCGGUGGGACGAGAGAACAUGAGAUUCGGCUCUGGGAGGAAGCAGUUACUGACUGGGAGGUAAAACGAUAUAUAGAAACUGUGUGA